CGCGCGUCGGAGUUCCCCGGCUGCCUGGCGCGCGGGUCAGGGCGGGUGCGCCCGUUCGGGCUCCCCAAGAAAGGGGGAAGGGGCGUGAUUUCGGGUAGCCGGACCCUGCCUCACUUGGGGAACUGAGGAGGCCUCUGGAUCGCCGCCUUUUCACCCCGGCUUGGAAUUGCUGGUUCCUCAGCUGGUUUCGCCCAGACGGGGGCGGUUCACCAGCUUUCACGCGCGGUGCGGAACCCGGUGAUCCUGGGCUGGGAAUUGGACCCUGGACUGGGGAUUGGAGUCGCCAUGUAGUUUUUGAAAGCCUGUGACGUAGAGUCCGUGGUUUGCAGCCUUUUCACAACAUUUCAUUCAUUCAACGCACACUUCCCUAAGCCUUCCAGUGCAACAGGCACAGUGCUGGGUGCUGGGGGAAUACCGUGAUGUUUUAGGCAGAAGCAGACUCUGCCCCCUUGAGGACGGCGGCGAAAAAACGUUAAGUUCCACGAAGGAAGCCAAAUAAGAGACUUCAUUUAGGGUGGUUCGAGAUGACCUGUCCCCAGGAGCUGACAUACAGGUUGACACCUUGAGGAUAAGAAGGAAUCUGGCUUGUGAGGAUCUGAAAAAAGCAGCUAUAUUCAUUUGUUCAGCCAGCUAUUCAUUGAAGUCCACAAAGUGCUCUGAAUAAGGUUAAAUGCUCCUUCACAAAAUAAUUGAUGGCAUUUGUGGCCGGGCUUAUCCUCUCUACCAGGAUUAUCACAGUGUUUGGGAUUCAACAGAAUGGAUGCAUGUUCUGGAAGAUAUUAUCAAAUUUUUCAAAGCUAUAGUUGGUAAAAAUUUAUCUGAUGAAGAGAUAUCUCAGCAGUUGAAUCAGUUGAAUUCAUUUCAUCAAGAAGCUAUCAUGAAAUGCUUGAAAAGUAGGAAAGAUGAAAUCAAGCAGGCUCUGCUAGGAGAAAUAGUUGAUAUUUCCUCUGCACAACUGCAGGAUUUUGAUUGGCAAUUAAAGCUUGUACUUUCUAGUGACAAGAUUGCUGCAUUACAAAUGCCACUUUUAAACCUUCAUCUAGAUGUAAAAGAAAAUGGUGAAGUCAAACCAUAUUCUGUUGAAAUGAGUAAAGAAGAGCUUCAAAAUUUAAUAAAUUCUUUGGAAGCAGCUAAUAAGGUGGUCCUGCAGUUGAAAUAACUGGAAAUGAUGAAUACCAACACAAUCAGAUUCACUGCUACAGUGAUAUGCACAGCAAAUACUGUGUGUUCAGAAAAGCUGCACUGUAUUUUGCCAAGCUGAGAAAACAACAGUGAUGAGAUUAUAAAGAUAAAAAUUUAUCAGCCUCUGUAAAGAACAGGAAAUUACAUGAUUGACAGGAAAUGCAUUAAAAAAAAAGAAGUAAAGAUGAAAAAGUUCUAAUAGCAGUUUAUAUUUUCAUAAUGACUGUUUUGCCUCAUUUACUGAAUAUUUGAGAAAUCUUUGUAGAUGUACAGUUUUACUGAAAACAAAAAAUAUGUUCUAAAGUAAUGUAAACAUUUAAAGCACAAAUGUACUUGAAUAUUGCUUUAAGAAGUAGGUGAAUAGCAAGGCCUUGUGUUACAGAUAUUUAAUUAUUAAUUCAUGAUAUUUUUAAAAAUAAUUUUUUAAAGAAUGUAUAAGUUGCAUAUGUAACUCAGGAUAUUCCGUAUCUUUCAUAUUUCAAAAUGAAAAAUUUUUAAAUAUAAAAUUUGUUAGAGAAAGCAGCUCUUAGACAUGAGCAAGGAAAAACUACUCUAAAUUUAUGUGAACAGUUCUUUGUGAAUUCUAAACUAAAAUCUUGUACUAGAACACAAAGAAAUAAAAUAAUGCUGUUGCUCUUGCAGUUCUGUGUCUGAUUAGAAGAGUAUGUUCUGAUAAAAAGAAUCGAUGUCAUUGUAUAGUGUAUAUAUUACUAUUCACAUAUCAGAUAAGACUAUAUACAAUAUUUGUUAGAAACUCAAUAUUGAAUUUAGUGAUUUUGGAUGUUAACUUCAUUGGAAAACAAGACAUUUUUAACUUCAGUUAAAACAAGCAUUCUGAAUAAAUAAUGUCUUACUUUUUUUGUA
Molecule: messenger RNA, 2046 nt
Organism: Choloepus didactylus (southern two-toed sloth)
Lineage: Eukaryota; Metazoa; Chordata; Mammalia; Pilosa; Megalonychidae
Gene: COMMD8
Product: COMM domain containing 8
Exons: 5
Coding region: 671-1159 (162 amino acids)
Source: RefSeq, a predicted model, not a curated record